AUGGGAGCGGUGGUAGGCAUGCUGACCAUGCAGACCAAACAGAGACAGACCACCAGAGAAAUCACAAAAUGGGCUCAGGAAUAUUUCCAGAGAGAUAAAGUGGAUGAUGAGUUGGAGAUGACCAUGGUGUGUCAUCGGCCUGAAGGACUUGAUCAACUGGAAGCGCAAACGAAUUUCACCAAGCAAGAGCUUCAAGUACUCUACCGGGGCUUUAAAAAUGAGUGCCCAAGUGGCGUAGUGAACGAGGAGACAUUUAAACACAUCUACGCUCAGUUCUUCCCUCAUGGAGAUGCCACCACGUAUGCACACUACCUGUUUAAUGCGUUUGACACUACGAAUAAUGGCUCCAUAAAGUUUGAGGAGUUUGUGAUGGGUCUGUCCAUUCUCCUAAGGGGAUCAGUCCAGGAGAAACUGGAGUGGACUUUUCAUCUGUACGACAUCAAUCGAGAUGGAUUCAUCAGCAAAGAAGAGAUGACAGAGAUUGUGCAGGCGAUCUAUGAUAUGAUGGGGAAGUACACAUAUCCUGCUCUGAAAGGAGAUGUUCCCAAGCAGCAUGUAGAUGCUUUCUUCCAGAAAAUGGACAAGAACAAAGAUGGUGUUGUGACGUUGGAAGAGUUUAUCCUCGCAUGCCAAGAAGAUGAAACCAUGAUGAGGUCCAUGCAGCUCUUUGAAAACGUGAUGUAA
Neoarius graeffei (lesser salmon catfish) is the source of this 684-nucleotide messenger RNA. It is a transcript of the gene kcnip1b, whose product is annotated as Kv channel interacting protein 1 b. The record is from RefSeq and is a predicted model, not a curated record. Gene Ontology annotation, molecular function: transmembrane transporter binding; potassium channel regulator activity; calcium ion binding. NCBI's taxonomy places the organism in Eukaryota, Metazoa, Chordata, Actinopteri, Siluriformes, Ariidae. The coding region runs from base 1 to 684 and encodes 227 amino acids. Gene Ontology annotation, biological process: regulation of potassium ion transmembrane transport. Gene Ontology annotation, cellular component: voltage-gated potassium channel complex. The transcript has 9 exons.